This is a messenger RNA of Seminavis robusta, 1047 nucleotides long. The record is from the annotation of a GenBank genome assembly. Lineage: Eukaryota; Bacillariophyta; Bacillariophyceae; Naviculales; Naviculaceae.
AUGCAGCAAUCACCCAGCGAAAAGCCGCCAGAAGGCACCACGGACGAACAGGCCACCACCAAGGCAGCGCCAAAGCCUCGAAAAGUACAUCACAUGUCUGUCUGCAUGGUCCCUCCGCCAAGCAACAAGCACGUGUGGAAGGCGGUCAGUCAAAUGAGACGACAGCUCAAUGAUCCAGGCUACUAUCGAUGGCCUCAUCAUGCCAAUUUGCUCUAUCCCUUUUUGGACGUGGGCGGCAAGGAUGAUGAUGCUCAGAAAUUCAAGGACUUGGUGGAACAAUUGCACACGGCAACCAAGCAGGUGGAACCUUUCAACGUCAUCUUGAAAGAAUUGGGGACCUUUGGCGGGAAACAGCGAGGUGUGCUGUGGUUGAAUCCAGAGUCUUCACCAUUGACCACCACACAGAGUGAAGAAGGCACAGAAGCACCGCUCUUGACACUUCACAAGCAUCUAGAAGACGCAUUUCCCAUUUGCAAGGAUCAGCCCCGGCCCGUAUUCACACCACACAUGACAAUUUCCCAUUACGCCAAUUUAGAUGAUGCCCUGGUGGCCAAGAAGCAGAUUGAGCAGAACUAUCCUCAGCUUGCCGAUGGGUCUUUGACAUUUACUGUGGAUCGCAUCUACCUGAUACGACGAGAAGGAGAUGGAGGACAGUUUCUGCGAUUGGCCGACAUUGGUUUGGGUGCAGCCAAGAACAGCAAGGUCGAACUCUUUGAGGCGGGUGAACGGUUCCCCGAUAUGCCGCUGACAGAAGAAGAAUGGGUCCGUGAAGAAAAGACAAAACUCAAGGAACGACGCAAUGGCGGCCGCAGCCGAGGAGGACGGAGGAAACAACAACGCCGAAGAAAGAGUCCGAGAGCGCCGGAUAGCCCUGAAGUAAUCGCUGCCAAACGGGCCGAGCGAAAAGCCAAGCGAGAGAAGCUGGAGCUGGAGCAACGGCAUCAGCAGAUGUAUAGGACCCUAGGCGCUUUGGUGCCGGUGUUUCUGGGGCUUCUCGUGACUGCGUUUACGCUGACGAAACAAGUGGGGAGCGACGGCUAUGCUUAG